AUGUGCUCAGCUAUAUGCGAGUCAAGGUGGAGUCAGGAUCCAAAAGGAUCAUCAAGAUCAUCAAUGUCUUCCAAUAAUUUCGACUCAGAUUCUCCAUCAAUUUUUCAGGACGCGCAAGAGAAAGAAGCCAGAAUAAAUGAUGAAUUAACCAAGGACUCUGAAAUAAAUAAAGAGAUUGAUAAUGAUAAUAUUAAAAAAUUGGAGCUGAUGCCAGUACCGCCUUUAUACGUCACUCGACAGGACUCCGGCGUGCCUGAGGAUCUUGCGUCACCAUGCGCGAAAGAUUCAGCGCAAAACGAGGAGAACUUGGAUAACACAGCCAACAGCGACUGCAAUGUCACGGUAAUUCACGUGUCAGAAGCAUUAGCGGAGAGUAAGGAUAACAAGGAUGGCAGUGAUAGCGGAGUUGAAGGAUGUACGACAGAAGUAGUCCAGACAAACGGUUAUUCGGGAAGUUGCAACGGACUGGAUGAAGUUAGUUGCGAUUCGAGUCUAGUGAGUUGCUGUUCAGUUUACGAAGACCCUUGCGGACAACUUCCAGACGACCUGAGGCUAACUCCAGGUGCUGGUAGCAGCGGGGAAGCCAGUGGGUCAUCCCGGAUAGUUCCUCGGGGAAAUGGAGAAGCUACUAGUGAAGGAGGCAGUGAAAGCUCAUCUGUUGCCGGGAGUAUCAGCGCCCGGGUAGUUUGGACGACUCCAAAGCGAGCGCCGGCGAGUACAAAUAUCACGUCGUGUAAAAAGAAGAUUAUUAAAGUAGAAACCUCCCACCCAAAGAGCUCACGAGGAAGAUCCACUUUGCCUGAAGAUGCCUCCCACCGACUUCCUUCAACCGCUAGAAGUAAAACCCGCUCGCAAACCCCCCGAGCGACACCUUCCAAGCCGCAGACCAGCAAAUCUCGUGACAAAUCUGCGGCUCGAGUUACUGCGGAUUCUAAAGAACUCACUAAGUCCUGGACUGCGACAGGAACCACGCGGGUGAGAACGAGAACACGCCCCAUUCCUGAUUCACUUACACUCUCGGGUACUUCUGCGCUGGCUAAAGAAAUUGAUAAAGAUCUCGCAGCCAGAGGAAGCUGCAUCGGUCGUGGUUCAUCUAGCUUAUCACGAUGUCCUUCUACGGCCUCUCGAGGAAGAAGCACUGCUGGCUCGACACCUUCCGAGGAGUUCAGAAAACCCUUAGCCACCACUCCCAAGACAAGCAAAACUUUUACAAGGUCUGUACAAGAGAGCAAAAAAUCAAACGAGGUCAAGUGCGCUGAAAAUAAAACUCUAGAGACUUACGGAACUUUUCCGAGGAGAAAUAAGUCAAGGAUGUCCGUUUUUAAGCCAGAAGAAAUUCAAAAAUCUGUCAAUAGAGACUCGAGUCUUGGCAGAGGUGAUAAAGGAAAAAAGCGAGUUAAUUCUCGGGAGUCUACGCUGAUUCACAAAAGCUUGCCGCCUAGGUCCAAAGGCUCUGAUAAAAUUGUUAUUUACCAUGAAAUGAGUGUACAAACAGGUUUAACAGGACAAGAUAUCGAGGGAGCGAUGGCGGGUCUUCCAACUAAACACUAUGGCCCUGAAACUCCUGACAGUGUUGCAAUUGAAUGCCAGACUGAAGCCAAUGUUGUUUCUGAAGAAGAAUUAAAGAGCGCGUUAGAUGAAGCUAAGCGAUUUGCCGGCGAAAUGGCAGCUAUGAAGCAAGAAAAAGAGAAGCUAGAAUUAAAAUUAUCCGCUACGGAACGUCAACUGGCUAAAGAACGAGCCGAUCAUUCGUUUACGCGACAAGAACUACAGAGUAACUCCAGGAGGAUUCUUGCGAUACUCGGUACUCCGGCUUCAGAGCAGUCUGAAGGCGGUGACAGUCUUUUGGAGCUCGAGUCACACUUCCAAGAGUCAGGGCAAGUUGUCGCGAACCAGCAGUUGGAGAUACAGCAGCUACAAAAUCUCUGUCGAAUGCUCAACCAAGACUUGGAGAAAAGUUUGGCGGCUCAGAAGACUCUGUUCCAACAUCAGCACGAAGUUGAAGUUGAGUCGAUGGAGCUUCAGGAGUUUUUGCAGCUGGAGAAAAAUUCGAUUGCUGAAGCUAUGAAAGAAGUUGAAGCGGAUUUGAAGAUUAAAGAAGAAAUGCUCGCGGCAAAAGAUAAAGAACUGGAGGUAAAAACCGACGAAUGCAAACAUCUUGUUCGGCUGAGUGAACAAAGACGUCAGGAAUGUAUGACGCUCGAGUUUAAAUUGAAUGCAGUUGAACGCAAAAGCCGAGAAUUGAUUCUUACUCAAGGCGCAGCUGUUUCAGGAGCUGCUGUUGCGCUUUCUGGACUCGGUUCGCGACUUGAAGGACUCGUGGAACAACUUGUUAAGUCUUACAAAAUUUCAGAAAAAGAUCUGGAAGAUGUGGUUUAUCACAACGAAGCUUACAGCAGGAGUAACAGCAGCGGCGAAUCCAGUCCAGUGAGCUCAAAGCAAUUCAGCUUGAAAGAUUGCACACCCAGUCCUAAACAUAACUCGUUUGUAUCCGCUGUGAUCGGUGCCAUCAGAAAUGCGGCGACUCAUCCGUUUGUUUCCCGACCAACUAGCAAAAAAUCAGACGCAAAGCAACAAAUUUUCAAGGAAUUGAGCAUGGAAUCCUCAGCAGACAUGCUGGAUUUUGAAACCGAACCGUGUCUUAUGAUGGAAAGCGUUCUUGAGGAUGUCUCUAUACCCGAUACUUACUCUAGGAACAUGGUUUCGAGUAGCGACUCUUUGAGAAGAGCUUUGAGUGUUCCUGAACCUAUUACUGACGACGUGACAUCGCUUUACAAGAGUGACGAGUGCUCUAGUCUUACCAAUCUCUCCCAAGCCAUUUUAAAUCGACGACAAGCCGAAGAACAAGACGCUGAAGAUGAUGACGAUGACUGCGAAUCUAUUAGCGAAUCCGAAGCCACCGGACACGCUGACGUAACUGUGCCAACAGCUGAUUAUUGCACUGCCGUGAAUCUUGUCGACCAAGUUAUUGAUGUAGAUAAUCUCGUGACAAAACUACUCAAGGUAUUGAGAAUUAUUCAACUUGAUAAUGACACGUGCAUCCGGGAACUUCGUGAUAUGAAACUUGAAUUAGAAGGGCGGCUUGCUGUAGGCAUUAAACAAAUUGACGACGUGAAAAAAUUUGAUUCCAAUGAGUCUUUACUUCAGGAUAAUGAUCAAGAGAUGAAGGAAAAUAUUCCGGAUAAUUGUAAGUAUCUAUUGAAAAUGGAGUUUCUUAAAUUACAACGGCUCAAUCAAUCAAACAACAGAAAAUAG
Molecule: messenger RNA, 3255 nt
Organism: Cotesia congregata
Lineage: Eukaryota; Metazoa; Arthropoda; Insecta; Hymenoptera; Braconidae
Source: the annotation of a GenBank genome assembly